Molecule: messenger RNA, 1578 nt
Organism: Sturnus vulgaris (Common starling)
Lineage: Eukaryota; Metazoa; Chordata; Aves; Passeriformes; Sturnidae
Source: RefSeq, a predicted model, not a curated record
CUCAUUUUAUUUCAUGUUGUCCAACCAUUAGGGCACAAAUUUGCCCGAGAGAACAGAUGUCAUGGUUUACACUGUUAAGAAGAUACUUUGAAUCUGUGCUACUUCUGCUUUCUCGCUAGGCAUUUGUAUCUGGACAUGAUUUUUCAGGUCACUUACUUGCAUAUACACAUUUGUCUUGCUUUGUACUGAAGAUUAGUGUAGGGGUUUAAGUGUUGGGACUGAGAGAUGGCCCUGCAGUUGGUUUCUAUGGAUUUUUUAGUGGGUGAAUUUAUUGCUCAUGUGGUAUUUUCCAAUUAAGCCUUACCUCCUGGUGAGAUUGCACUGACAGAAAUAUUAUUAUCACAUUCUUCUUCUCCACUCAUCUCAGUGCAAAGUGGUUUUCAUUGCAGACCCUGUGGUUCAUGAGGAACAGCAACAAUAGAUUGUGGUUUCUCUGGCAGAUGAAGAGGCUCAGUUUAGUAAAAGCAAGUACUUCAAUAACAUCUGCCAAAAUCCAAGUGAAUGGAGUCCACCUGCAUUAUCAGCAAACAGGAGAAGGAAGCCAUGCAGUUCUUCUGCUUCCAGGAAUGCUAGGGAGUGGUCAAACUGAUUUUGGACCACAGCUUAAAUCUAUGAAUAAGCAACUUUUCACAGUUGUUGCUUGGGAUCCUCGGGGAUAUGGAAAAUCCAUUCCUCCAUCUCGAGACUUUCCUCCGGAUUUCUUUGAGAGGGAUGCAAAAGACGCUGUGGAUCUUAUGCAGGCACUGAAGUUUAAGAAGUUCUCCUUGCUGGGGUGGAGCGAUGGUGGAAUUACAGCGCUCAUUGCUGCUGCGAGGUACCCAAAUCUUAUCCACAAGUUGGUUGUCUGGGGAGCAAAUGCCAGCGUGACUCAAGAGGAUGUGAGAAUUUACAAUGGCAUCCGAGAUGUUUCAAAAUGGAGUGAAAAGGUCAGGAAACCACUGGAAGAGCUGUAUGGACAAAAGUACUUUGCAGAAACCUGUGAGGCUUGGGUAGAGGGAAUAUCGCACUUUGCUGAAAACUCAGAUGGUAAUAUCUGCCAACAGUUGCUGCCAGAUAUUAAAUGUCCCACAUUUAUAAUUCAUGGUGAGAAAGACCCUUUGGUCCCACAGGCUCAUGCAGAAUAUAUUCAUAAGCACAUCAAAGACUCUCGGUUGCUUCUGAUGCCAGAAGGAAAGCAUAAUUUACAUCUGCGUUUUGCAAAGGACUUCAACAGAGAAGUGGAAAAUUUCCUGCGCUAACAUGAACUGUAAAACAAGUCAGAGGUACUGAGCCUUGUUUAGGAAUUUAGGCUGGCAUUCUGUUUUCAAUGCAGUUACAGGUAGGUUUGAGUCCUGUAAGAAAAACAUCAAACAUAAUUACAUGAGAAGUAUAUGUCUUAAGAAUCUGUAAGCCUUGGCGAUCAGAGCAUACCACUGUAGUGCAAGAUUUCUGACAUGUCUUUAAACUUACUUGUUGCCACCCAGGCUGAACAGCUGUUCUUUGUCCAAUAGAGGUGUUAAGAAAGACAGAAACCAUGAUCUUGAAUACAUGCCUUUAUGUGCUCUUAAUAUUAAAGGACAAAAAACAUUGUAAGAAUUA